Molecule: messenger RNA, 1998 nt
Organism: Zea mays
Lineage: Eukaryota; Viridiplantae; Streptophyta; Magnoliopsida; Poales; Poaceae
Exons: 13
Coding region: 398-1621 (407 amino acids)
Biological process (GO): L-valine biosynthetic process
Cellular component (GO): cytosol
Molecular function (GO): acetolactate synthase activity; acetolactate synthase regulator activity
Source: RefSeq, a predicted model, not a curated record
GGAGCCGCCGGUCCUAGCCUGGAACCAACCACCUCAUCCGUCUGCGUGUGCGCGCUGACUCCCCCCUCUCCCAAAACCCCCACACUCCCCCUUCGGCAUCUCCGAUAUCCGUUCAGCAAUGACCAUGAACGCUGCGAUCGCCUCCCGACUCGGCCUCGCCGUCUCCAGGUGUGGGGCUGGGUCCCGAGUGGACAGCCGGCCGCUGACGCCGGCAGUGGGUUUCACGGCGGGGCCGAGGGCGCGCUCAGUAGCCGUCACCGCCGCCUCCUCUUCUCCGGCGACCGGUGGCGUGACGCCGGUGCCACCCCGCUCGAAUCGCUCGAUAUAAAAGGAGGGAUGGAGGAACUCCCUGAAGAACAAGAUACAACAGAUCCACCACAUACAUGACGUAAGGGUUAUGAAGCGUCACACGCUAUCAGUUUUUGUUGGUGAUGAAAGUGGGAUGAUCAAUCGAAUUGCUGGGGUUUUUGCUAGAAGAGGAUAUAACAUCGAGUCAUUGGCUGUUGGGUUGAACAAGGAUAAAGCAUUAUUUACAAUAGUAGUGUCAGGAACAGACAAAAUAUUAAACCAGGUCGUAGAGCAACUAAACAAGCUUGUUAAUGUCAUAAAGGUUGAUGAUUUAUCAAUGGAACCACAAGUUGAAAGAGAACUUAUGCUUAUAAAAGUAAAUGCAGAGCGAGAAAAGUUACCUGAGAUAAUGGGUUUGGUUCGCAUUUUCAAAGCAGAAGUGGUUGAUCUUUCAGACUACACACUAACUAUUGAGGUAACUGGAGAUCCUGGAAAGAUGGUUGCAAUACAGAAGACUCUGAGCAAAUAUGGGAUCAGAGAAAUUGCUAGAACUGGCAAGAUAGCUUUGCGCCGUGAAAAAAUGGGAGAAACUGCUCCAUUUUGGAGGUUCUCUGCAGCUUCUUAUCCGGAUCUCGAAGUGGCAAUACCUUCAAAUUUCCAGCAAAACACUGGUGUGAAGGCAAUCAAUCAGAAUCCGGAAGAAUCUUCAGGGGGUGAUGUUUAUCCAGUGGAAUCUUAUGAAAGCUUCUCAUCAACAAGUCAAAUUCUGGAUGCUCAUUGGGGUGUUAUGACUGAUGGCGAUCCAACAGGGUUUUGUUCACAUACUCUAUCAAUUCUUGUGAAUGAUGUCCCUGGAGUUCUCAAUCUUGUAACAGGUGUAUUCUCCAGAAGGGGCUACAAUAUUCAGAGUCUUGCUGUUGGCCCAGCUGAAAAAGAAGGAACUUCUCGCAUCACUACUGUUGUUCCUGGAACUGAUGAAUCCAUUGCCAAGCUAGUACAUCAACUGUACAAGCUCAUUGAUGUUUAUGAAGUUCAGGAUUUUACCCACUUACCAUUUGCUGCUAGAGAGUUAAUGAUCAUAAAGGUCGCGGCAAAUGCUACAGCUCGAAGGGAUGUCUUAGAUAUUGCUCAGAUUUUUGAGGCACAGAAAGUUGACAUAUCAGACCACACAAUUACACUACUGCUCACCGGAGACAUUGACAGAAUGGUUAGAUUGCAAAAGAUGCUAGAGCAGUAUGGCAUCUGUGAGGUUGCACGGACAGGCCGGAUUGCUCUGCUCCGAGAGUCUGGAGUUGACUCCAAGUACCUCCGCGGGUUUUCCCUCCCGCUGUAAUUCUCCAUUUCCAGACAUUACACUGCGCGAUUUCAGGUCGCCACGGUCAUUUUGACUUCUGAGAAUGGAGCUGGAGGAAUCAUUCAAAAAUCCAAGGGUGAGAACUGUAGAAAUAAUAGCUGUUAAGUUUCUUGCUUCUGCAAGUAUCACGCAGCACAUGGGGAGAGAUGAAGUAUCAUACACAACAAUAUGUCUGCAGUCAGAAACGAUCGAUGAGGGGUCCAAUAUUUUUUUCACUACACAUGUUGUAUACGUACACUGGUAGUAUCCUAGUUGAAGGAAACGCAAUAUAUAUAUAUUCACUACACAUGUUGCUCAACCAAUGAUCUGUUUGGUUCGGGAUUUUUGGUCCGUGAUCAAUUCGCAACGUGAACAGA